AUGGAGACAAGACCCCACGGCUCAGUGCUGCUGCUGAUCUGUCUCACCAUUGGAGGGCCGUUCACCAGAGCUGGACAAGUCAUCCAAGUCAAGGAAGGACAAGAUCUACAAUUCAACUGUUACUUUCAGGAAGACUCGUUCGUAAGGAUAUUCUGUAAAAAUCAUUGUGAGGAGUCGGGCGAACAUUUGAUAAGAACUUACUCCUUCGAAGACUGGGCCAGCGAGGGCAGAUACCGGCUGGAGUGGGAGAAGGAGUCUUCAUCCCACUAUGUGAUGCGGGUUUUCAUCCAAAACAUGCAAAAGUCUGACACUGGGUCCUACAGCUGUUUACUGUACGACUGGACAAUGGACAUGACAGUUCCUGUUCCUACAAUCAGGGAUGUCGAGAUUUAUGUCAUCAGUGCUGAUAGUUCUGGAUCUGAUGCAGUGAUUUCAAAGCCCUCCAGUGAAUCCAAACAGGGCUCAAAAGGAGAACAGUACAGCGUGAGGGAGGGAGGCUCUGUCCUGGUCCAGUGUGUCUUCAACACCUCCGGGACCAGGAGGAUGUUCUGCAGACCGGACCAGGUGACAGAUAACAGACGUGACCAGCAGACAGAGAACAGACGUGACCAGCAGACAGAGAACAGACGUGACCAGGUGAGAGAGAACAGACGUGACCAGGUGACAGAGAACAGACGUGACCAGGUGACAGAGAACAGACGUGACCAGGUGACAGAGAACAGACGUGACCAGGUGACAGAGAACAGACGUGACCAGGUGAGAGAGAACAGACGUGACCAGGUUACGGAGAACAGACGUGAUCAGGUGACAGAGAGCAGACGUGACCAGGUGACAGAGAACAGACGUGACCAGGUGACAGAGAACAGACGUGACCAGGUGACAGAGAACAGACGUGACCAGGUGACAGAGAACAGACGUGACCAGGUGACAGAGAACAGACGUGACCAUGUGGCAGAGAACAGACGUGACCAUGUGGCAGAGGGCAGCUGUGGCCAUGUCUUGGUGGAGACUGGCAGCUAUCACAAAAACGGUGACAGAUACAGCCUCAAGUACAAGAAAGGAUCCAAAAGCUCCUACUUCCUGGAUGUUACCAUAAAGGACGUGCGCAGUGGGGACUCUGGGCGGUACCUGUGUGUGCUGGAGAAGGCCGGGCGUCAAGAGAGCGUUCCCGUCUAUAUUCAAGUUUUACUAGCCGAGGCCUCCACAGACUCGGGCCUCACUUCUCCCAAGGCUCCGCACCAGAACCAGACGCCUCUGCUUUAUGUUGUUGUGGGUCUGAGUUUUGCAGCUGCCGUUGUUUUCUCAGUGACUUCUUCAGUUCUGUGCAGCCGCAGGAGAAUCGGCCGCUCCACAGACACUGCUGAGGCCGCAGACCCAGAGUGCAGAGUCUAUGAAGAGAUUCCCUGUGACAGCGGACAGAGCACAGCGCCCCCUGCAGCCUCCGCAGAGAGCAGCACGUACAGUCUGUGCUCUGCUCCCUCUGCAGCUCCACAGACUGAGGUCAUGUGUGCAACAGUCUCAUACUCUGAAGUGGAUCUAUCUUCAUGCAACAGCGCCCCCCGGUGUCCACCUGAAGACCACGUUCUGUACUCCACAGCGCGUGACCAGGAAAGUGUGAGGAGAGUUUUAAGGAACAGGAAACGUGAGUCUGCAUCCGUCAGCGAUUUACCUCACGAGACAAAGACACACAACAGACUGGACACAGACUGGACACAGACUGGACACAGACUGGACACAGACUGGACACAGACUGGACACAGACUGGACACAGACAUGAGAGUCCAGGCCGUCACGCUGCUGCUGCUGCUGCUCGUCCUCAGCUGUGGCCCUUGCACCAGAGCGGCCAAAGUGAUCGAGGCCGGAGAGGGAGAAGACCUUGAGUUCAAAUGCUCCUUCUACGCCUCGGGACGGUGGAAGAUGUUCUGCAGGAACCGCUGUGAGCUGGUGGAAGAUUACUUGGUGCUGUCCCAUGUGGACGUGGAGCAGAACGGCAGGUUCAAGAUCGAGUUCCAGAAGCGGCUAACGUUCCCCAACACGCUCUACGUUAGCAUCCGGGACGUGCGGCGCUCCGACGCCGGAUCCUACAGCUGCGGUCUGGCCAAGUGGGAGGACCGGAGCGUCAUUGAGAGCCACCUGCAGGACGUCAUCAUCUAUGUCACGAGCGGGAGCUCGGAAGACACCAGAGCAGUCCCCAUCUCCAGUGCAUCGCAGAAGAGCCACAGCACCUCCUCAGGUGUGGGGCUGAGUGUAGGAGUGACCGUGGGGGUUCUGCUGGUCCUGACCCUGAUCCUCACCCUUCUGUAUUGGAAGAGGAGAACCAGCACAGCCACAGGGCCUCUGCAGAGUCCAGGGCCGUCUCACAUCCUGCAGGUCGCAGACGGCUCCAGUUUCCCAUUGAAAUGA
This is a messenger RNA of Knipowitschia caucasica, 2403 nucleotides long. Lineage: Eukaryota; Metazoa; Chordata; Actinopteri; Gobiiformes; Gobiidae. The record is from the annotation of a GenBank genome assembly.